CAUUAUUUAGUCUUUGUUGGGUUAGCUUUGAGUUUGGAAGAAAGUCAUGGGGGAGGAAUACGAAGACGUGAAUUUGAUUGUGUUGGGAGUAGUCUCAUGGGGCACACUUUUUGUUUCAAUCAGAAAAAUCUUCUCCAAACGCUCCUUUGGGUACUGCAGCCGCAUCGUUUCUACAAUUCAUGCUAUUUUGGCUGUAAUUUUAGCCUCGCUCUCCGUUGAAGAUUGGAGCUGCCCCGUUUGUCCUUUGGCUUCCACCUCUUCUCCUAAGCAGAGGCAAGCUUUGGGUGUUACGGUGGCUUAUUUUAUAUAUGACCUGAUAUGCUGCCUCUUUGACGAGCGCUACAGUUUUGACAACGCAGUUCAUCACUUGGUCGGCAUCGUCGGUCUUGGUGCUGGCCUUGCCUUUCGAAAGUGUGGAGCAGAACAAGUUGCAGCAUUAUUCAUAACGGAGAUCUCAAGUCCUUUCCUCCACGCCAGGGAGCUGCUUAAAGAACUUGGUUACAAGGACACCCACCUCAAUCUAGCAGCAGAUAUCAUAUUCGCCGUAAUAUUUUCGGUAGCAAGGAUGGUGGGUGGACCCUAUCUCCUUUUUCUUACUCUAUCAGCAGCCAGUAAUCCUAUACUUAUCAAGGCAACGGCCGUAGGACUGCAGUUAGUGAGUACUUUCUGGUUCUACAAGAUUGUAAGGAUGGUGAAAUACAAGCUUACUAAGUCAACGAAGAAAGUGAGCCCUGCUACUACUUCCCUGCAAACUGCAAAAUGGACUAAUACUUUACUAGGAUUCAUUAUCGUGCACUUUUCAUGGUGUUUUAAUCGUUCUGCAUAAAUAUGCAGG
Molecule: messenger RNA, 835 nt
Organism: Hibiscus syriacus
Lineage: Eukaryota; Viridiplantae; Streptophyta; Magnoliopsida; Malvales; Malvaceae
Exons: 4
Coding region: 47-826 (259 amino acids)
Cellular component (GO): membrane
Source: RefSeq, a predicted model, not a curated record